AUGUGUGAAAUCUGCAGCUCCCCAGAAGAGAAGCCCUCAAUGUUUGUUAUUAUCAUAUCUUUCACUAUUUCAGGAACAGAGUGCAUCAUUGGCAUUACUGGGAAUGGUUUCAUUAUGGCUAUCAAUGGGACUGAGUGGGUUCAGAACAGAAAGUUCUCCACAAGUGGUAGGAUUUUGUUUUUCCGUUUGUCUAGAAUUGCUCUCCAGACCCGCAUGAUGAUAGAAAACUUUGCCUCUUUAAUAUUCCUAUCUUUUUACAAAGAAGACACUAUCUAUGAACUAUUCAGAGUCAUUUUCAUGUUCUUGACUUUUUGCAGCCUCUGGUUUGCUACUUGGCUUAGCAUUUUCUAUUUUGUAAAGAUUGCUAAUUUCAACAACCCCCUGUUCCUCAAACUAAAGUGGAGAAUCACCAGAUUGAUGCCCUGGCUAUUGUUGUCAUCAGUGAUCAUUUCUUUCUGCAACAGUGUCCUCUUUUCUCUGCAUGUUUACAAUGCAUCCUGCAGUGACUUAAUCCUCAAUCCAUUCUCCAACUCCACAAAGAAGAAAUACAACAUUAAUACCAAUAUGAUUAACUUGGUUGUUAUCUACAAUGUAGGAAUGUUCAUCCCUCUCAUCAUGUUCAUCCUUGCAGCCCUCUCAUUGAUCAUUUCUCUCAAAAGACACACCCUGCAGAUGGAGAUUAAUACCAUAGGCUCCAGGAAUCCCAGUAUGGAGGCUCACAUGGGAGCCAUCAAAGCCAUAAGUUCUUUCCUCAUUCUCUACAUUUUCAAUUUUGUUGCUUUGCUCCUCUUCAUGUCUAACAUUUUUGAUGAAAACAGUUUCUGGAAUAUAUCCUGCAAAAUCAUUAUGGCUGCCUAUCCUUCUGGUCACUCAAUAUUAUUAAUCUUGGGCAAUCCCAAACUAAGGAAUGCAUGAGGAACGUUUCAGCACCAAAUGAAAUUCUGCCUAAAAGGGAGGACUUCCUAA
Molecule: messenger RNA, 966 nt
Organism: Monodelphis domestica (gray short-tailed opossum)
Lineage: Eukaryota; Metazoa; Chordata; Mammalia; Didelphimorphia; Didelphidae
Gene: T2R39
Product: bitter taste receptor Modo-T2R39
Biological process (GO): sensory perception of taste; G protein-coupled receptor signaling pathway; detection of chemical stimulus involved in sensory perception of bitter taste
Cellular component (GO): membrane
Molecular function (GO): bitter taste receptor activity; G protein-coupled receptor activity
Source: RefSeq, marked provisional